CUCGCGUUGGCUGCAGUGUGCGGCCAACAUGGCAGCUUCCUUGCCGUAAUCGUCGAAGAUGAUCGGCUGCGCGCUCAGAGGCCGUCAAACUCCGAUUAAAUGUCACAACUGAGCUCCGCUUAUCGCUGCUGCACCCGCCGGCAUGGCAGCCAAGACGCAGGUGUACCUGCACAACUUCUUCGUCUACAACCCCACGUACGGGAAGCGGGAGGACGAGGAGCACAAGAAGAUAAUAUAUUACUACCCUGAAGACGCUGAGCAAGACGUGAAAUUACGUAAUGUUGGCCUCUGUGAGGCACUCGUAAACUUUACACAGACCUUCUCCCCAUCAAAGCCCUGUGAAGUGCUGCACACCCAGAAGACUCGGCAGUUCUUCCUGCAACCCGAGGAAAACUUCUGGAUGGUCAUGACAAUAGGCCUGCCAACACAGCAGAAGACACGCAAUAACCAGCUAUACGUAGAGCACCUUUCUGAUGACAUCCAAGACCACGUGUACCAGGCUAUUCUUGAGGGCGUUUACAAGAUGUUCCAGAUGUUUGGAGGCUCACUGUCAGAGGUGCUCGCCGAUCCUUUGAAAAAGGGCAAGCUGAAAGACUUUCUGGACUGGCAAAUCCCCCGCCUGCGUGUCCAGCAUGCCGACCUGCUGGACGUGUUCCAAGGGGUGCAGUUCUUGCCGCUGGACAAGCACGCUUUCCUCCGGGUCCAGUGCUUCGUCAACCGACUCGAGGGACGCUUUGGAGAAAUCCGGUCUUCCGUCUUCCUCUGCAAUGACCUGCUUGUCUGGAGUGGCCUGGAGCAGGGGGACAUGCAGGUGCUGUACCAGUACCUGGUGCAUGACGUACUCCAGAGCACCGUGGAGAGCGAGCUCCUGCCAGGGUGCCCUCUUGCACCGAAACCAGCAACAGGUGCCACCCAGUGCAGGUUCCUGUACGGUCCGGUUGACGAGGAAGAGACCCUGUCGCGGACUCAGCGAAUUUACGUGUCUGACUCAUUGGGUCAGCGAGAGCAGUGCCACCUGUUGAUCUUCAGGGCAUACAGCUCCACCGUCUGCCUCCUGUUCAACGUAAGUCACGAGCUGACAGUGGCAUUCCUCAAGAGCCUGGAGAGCUACCUCUCCACGGAGUUUGUAGCCCUUGCCAACGAGAUCGGCAAGCAGUGCACCAAGCUGUCCAGCCUUUCCCCUCUGGACGGCCAGAGCAAAUACAUCUACUUCAACCGCAUGAACCUGGCUCAGAAGUCGACGGUGCAUUCCGAGAGAAGGACGGGUAUUGUGGUGCCUCCAGAAUUGGUUCGCUUCUUGGCUGACAUCAACGAGGAUCUAAAACAGGUCGAGGAUGCUGGUGAGAUGACGGCCAAGACGACCAGCGAGUGGUGGGUGGUCGGGAAGGUGUCGGACCAGCGCGAGUUUUACGUCGUGCUCAACCAGAAGAGCGCCAACAUCAUCCAGAUACAUGAUGAAGUCAAGAGGCUAUGUGCCAGCCAGUUUCAGAACAUUUUUUUUCUCGACUGACCACGGCCUCCACUGUGUGUUUGUACAUAAUAAAUAUGUUGCCUCGAA
This is a messenger RNA of Rhipicephalus sanguineus (brown dog tick), 1558 nucleotides long. It is a transcript of the gene Ccz1, whose product is annotated as vacuolar fusion protein CCZ1 homolog. Lineage: Eukaryota; Metazoa; Arthropoda; Arachnida; Ixodida; Ixodidae. Gene Ontology annotation, biological process: vesicle-mediated transport. Gene Ontology annotation, cellular component: intracellular membrane-bounded organelle; Mon1-Ccz1 complex. The coding region runs from base 143 to 1510 and encodes 455 amino acids. The transcript is spliced from 13 exons. The record is from RefSeq and is a predicted model, not a curated record.